AUGGCGGCUGUAAACGGCCACACCAACGGCUACACCAACGGCUACUCCAACGGACACACCAACGGCUACUCCAACGGCCAUGUUGCCGGAGAAUUUACGAUCAAAGACCAUCCCGUCGAGAACCAGAGACCGCUGAAAGUGGUGGUUGUUGGAGCUGGGUUCUCGGGUAUCUUGGCCGCUAUCAGGAUACCAGAGAGGCUGCGAAACGUGGAGCUGGUCAUCUAUGAGAAGAACGAGCGGGUUGGUGGCGUGUGGUGGCUAAAUAAGUAUCCCGGUGUUGCUUGUGAUAUCCCGUCACACUCGUAUCAAUACUCGUUUGCCCCUAACCCCCACUGGAGUAAUCUCUAUGCCCCCGGGAGCGAAAUCCAGCAGUAUCUCGAAAGUGUUGCCGUGAGAUUUGGCGCCACGAGGUUCAUCAAGACAUCCCACAUGGUCGAGGGCUGUACAUGGGACGAUGCUGAGAAGAAAUGGAAAAUAAGAGUCCGAAAUCGUACGAACGGGGAAACCUUUGAGGAUGCAGCACAUGUCUUAGUGACAGCAAGGGGGCAGCUCAACGACAUAUCGUGGCCCAAAAUCCCCGGGCUAAACGACUUUCAGGGGAAAAUGAUGCACUCGGGAGACUGGGACACGACCUACGACUUCCGCAAUAAGACGAUCGGCAUAAUAGGAAACGGUUCCAGCGCCAUCCAGAUCAUCCCUAGCCUUCAAAAGGUCGAAGGCGCCUCCCUAAAGUGCUUCAUGCGCUCCCCGACCUGGAUCUCGUCAGCCUUUGGAGACGAUGGCAUGAUCGAGCUGGGGCUAGACCCUGCCAAUACAGCCUUCUCCGAGGAACAGCGCCACAAACUCGCCACGGACUCAGCCGAGUUAUUCAAACUCCGCAAGGUCUUCGAAUCGACCGGCAACCUUGUCCACGACAGCACCAUCCGUGGCACUGCCUUGCAGAAGGAGGGCCAAGCCGCCUUUCACAAGGCCAUGCACGACAAACUGCGCACGAGACCCGACCUGAUCAACCUUCUCAUCCCCUCCUUUGCUCCCGGCUGCCGCCGUCUCACGCCCGGCAAGGGCUUCCUCGAGUCCCUCCUGGAGCCCAACGUUGAGGUGAUCAGCGCCCCGAUCGAGCGCAUCACCCGGUCCGGCGUCGACGUGGCCGCAGCACAGUCGCAAAGCACAUCACCAUCCAUCGACGUGGACGUGCUCGUCUGCGCAACGGGCUACAACGUCUCAUCACCACCGCCCUUCCCCGUGCUCGGCCGGAACGGCCAACCCUUAACGGCGCGGUGGUCGGCGCGGGCCGAGUCGUACCUGUCGCUGGCCGUCGACGGGUUCCCCAAUUUCCUCAUGAUGUUUGGGCCCAACUCGGCCAUUGGCUUCGGCAGCCUGACCAAAAUCCUCGAGGCCGAGGCCGACUACAUCGUCGCCGCCAUCCGCAAGCUGCAGCGCGAGGACUACGACUCGAUGGAGCCCAAGGCGGCGCGCGUGCGUGACUUCACCGCUUAUGUCGACGCCUACUUUGAAAACACGGUCUACCAGGACAACUGCCGCAGCUGGUACCGCCGCGACGGCAAGAUCGUGGGGCUGUGGCCAGGCUCGACGCUGCAUGCCCUCGAAGCGCUGAGAUCCCCGAGGUGGGAGGAUUGGGAGUACGAGGGGGGCGAAAAGGAGGGGAAUGGAUUGAGUUGGCUGGGUAACGGAAGGAGCAUUACCCAGACCGAAGGCGAUCCGUCGUGGUAUAUCAAUCCCGAAGAGGUUGAGGUGCCGAUGGAAAAGACGCCCGAGGAGAACCCCAGAUACAAAGCGAGGCCGUGGUCGUAUUGA
Molecule: messenger RNA, 1815 nt
Organism: Canariomyces notabilis
Lineage: Eukaryota; Fungi; Ascomycota; Sordariomycetes; Sordariales; Chaetomiaceae
Product: FAD/NAD(P)-binding domain-containing protein
Exons: 6
Coding region: 1-1815 (604 amino acids)
Molecular function (GO): NADP binding; N,N-dimethylaniline monooxygenase activity; flavin adenine dinucleotide binding
Source: RefSeq, a predicted model, not a curated record